Molecule: messenger RNA, 1695 nt
Organism: Acanthaster planci (crown-of-thorns starfish)
Lineage: Eukaryota; Metazoa; Echinodermata; Asteroidea; Valvatida; Acanthasteridae
Product: organic cation transporter protein-like
Biological process (GO): transmembrane transport
Cellular component (GO): membrane
Molecular function (GO): transmembrane transporter activity
Source: RefSeq, a predicted model, not a curated record
AUGACAACCUGCAUUGUGACAUUCGGCCAUGUGUUCUACGCUGCUGAGACGGACCACUGGUGCAGCGUAUUGCCCGAUGCUAAUUGCUCGAGCUGGCCGGAGUUCCAGGACAACUGCACCGAUGUGAAGAAGUCCAUCUUCCUGCCUCCUCCAGCGUCCAAUGACAGCAAAUAUCCUCACUCCAGCUGCGAUCAGUGGGACUUGCCGGAUGGGUACGCGUUCGAUCCGUACGUGCCACCCACUGACGUCGACAAUUUCACUGUCGUGCCAUGCGAAAGUGGGUGGAUGUAUGACACGUCGCAGUACAAGACUACAGUCAACUCAGAGUUUGAUCUGGUGUGCGAGAAAAAAAGUCUGCCCAGUCUUGCGCAGUCCAUCUACUUCGGGGGUUUCCUGGUUGGAUCGCUGGUGUGCGGCUCUCUGUCCGACUGGAUUGGUCGUAAGAAGGCGAUAUUUGUGGGUCUCAUCUUCUACGUAAUCGGUUCUCUUGUCACUACGUUUUCUGUCAACAUCUACAUGUACAUGGCUUUUCGUUUUCUCGCUGGUUUCGGCAAUAUUGGCACCUACAUUACCAUCUACGUGCUUGUCCUUGAACUUAUCGGGAAGCCUUAUCGUACAAGAACUGCCCAGACCAUCAGCAUGUGCUACAUCGCGGGGUAUUUCGUGUUGGCACCCAUAGCGAUGCACGUCCACGAAUGGCGGACCCUGUGCCUGAUCAUGGCCUCGACGACGAUUCCCUUGUUCGUCCCGCUUCUAUUCGUCGAGGAAUCCGUCAUCUGGUUGGUUUCUAAGGGUAAGAUUCAGGAAGCUGAAGCGGCCAUCAGGCGGGUGGCCAAGAUGAACGGGAAGACUUUACCCAAUGUCUUAUUUGAAAAAGACGAUUUUGAAGAAGCAAAAACGGGAUCAAACGAUUCGGCUGUUCCGCCAUCCGUAAUCGACCUGUUCAAAACUCCCAACAUGGCAGUCAAGACAAUCAACAUGAUGUAUAACUGGCUGGUCAACAGUCUGGUGUACUACGGCCUGUCGCAGAGCACUGGCGAUCUCGGCAUGAACGAAUACUGGGCUUUCUUCCUGUCCGGCGCUGUGGAGAUUCCCGGCAAGUUGUACGCCAUGUUUGGGCUGGACCUGUUCGGCAGAAAGUGGAACCUCGCAGUGCUUGAAUUGAUCGGGGGCGUGGCUUGCUUGGCUACGAUCUUUAUUCCUAUCGGUGUAUGGAGGACUGUGGUGUCAAUGAUCGGCAAAUUUUGCAUCUCCGUCACAUUCGGUACAAUUUAUCUGUACUCGUCCGAGCUGUUUCCUACACCAGUCAGAACUGCCGGAGUAGGUAUCUGCUCCGUGUCGUCUCGUAUCGGGGGCAUCAUUUCUCCCCUCAUCCUGUUGUUGGGAAGCGGUCCGUCUUCAGCAGUGUUCGGCUCCAGCGCCGUUUUGGCGGGACUUCUUGUUUUCCUCUUGCCUGAGACAAAAGGACAAAAACUACCCCAGACGCUAGAGGAAGGAGAGGAGAUAGGAAAGUGUCGUUGCAUGAAAAGUGGCGUCGACAUCGACAGUGAGUCACUGGUCGAAGUGAACGUGAUCGACAAGUACAUCAAGGACAGCGCCAUCACAUUGUCAAUUCCGGCCUUCGAUUCCAAGGAGGAGAAUCAAAGUGACUUUUCUCAGCAGUACGAUGCUGAUUCGACAUCUGUCGAUAGCUGA